This is a messenger RNA of Neoarthrinium moseri, 2010 nucleotides long. RefSeq lists its product as uncharacterized. The transcript has 2 exons. The coding region runs from base 1 to 2010 and encodes 669 amino acids. The record is from RefSeq and is a predicted model, not a curated record. Lineage: Eukaryota; Fungi; Ascomycota; Sordariomycetes; Amphisphaeriales; Apiosporaceae.
AUGGCCCUGUGCCACACCUGCGUUCGACUGGCUCGAGAAUGGCUGAUACCGCGAAUGAUAUAUAUUUCCACUCAGAAUCAUACAGACCCUCCCGAGCAGCCUCUGCAUUGGUGGCACCACUCAUCGUGGGAGUCCCUAGAGGCGGCUGCCGGAGAAUGCGAGCUCUGUCAUUUGAUCCUCACUGAAGCCGCUCGGCCUCGGCUGCCGGACAAGUUCAACUACCUGCACAAUAUCUCAGCCGAGGUCCCAGACGAGAAUGCUCGCAAACUGCGCUGUCAGGUGUUCGGUGGCAAACAGCUGGAGAUCUUCUCGAAAGAAAAGCAGCUCCUUGUCACACUGCGGACUGGGUUUGACGACGAGUCACGGAGUCGAGCGCCUGAGACUUUGAGGAAAGUUUUCACUGCUCGCAUCGUGUCGCCCUCGCCUGAGGACGACAGGAAUUGGUCAAAUGUGAAAGAAUGGAUCAGUAGAUGUCACUCAAGCCAUCCGAGGUGUUCUGCUUGGGCCAACCGAGAUGCCCACGCCAGACAUCUACCGACACGCGUUGUCGAUGUCGGAGACGACGAUGAUGCUACCGUUAGACUCCGCAUUACCAAGGAUGAUGAUCAGUCGCAGUAUAUCGCCCUGAGUUACUGCUGGGGUCAAACUAGAACCCAGAUGGUUACCACCUCCGCCAAUAUUCAGGAACGGAUUGAUGGCAUCACGCUAUCUUCGAUGCCGCGGACACACAGAGAUGCUGUCACAAUCGCACGGAAACUAGGCAUCCGAUACAUCUGGAUCGAUGCACUCUGCAUUAUCCAGGGAGACCGCGAGGAUUGGAGCCGUGAGGCAGCAUUGAUGCACAAAGUAUACAGCCGAGCCGCCUUAACUAUUGGUGGGCUCUCCGCCUCGAACGUGGACGGUCCAUUACUGCCCCAAAGAACCGCCCGUCACCGCAUUGCUGUUCCGAUCCCAUGGCCAUUCACGUCCGGCCCCUACGCUUCUGACAAACCGUACCAGGUCUUCAUCACUCCACAGUUUCAGGAUUUUGACAAAGCAUUCGAUGGAAGUCCUCUUUCAACACGAGGCUGGACGUUCCAGGAGCGGGCAAUGUCCGCCCGUUUUCUGCAUUUGGCCCCCGAGCUCUUCCACUGGGAAUGCAGAGAGUCCGCAGUUCACGAAGGCGACAGCAUAGAGGCCCACCACGUUCCAUACGGGCUUGGCCUCUUCAACAACGUGUAUGAGUUAAAAGGGGAAAUAUCAAAGAUCUUGAUGCAUAACGCCUGGGCGGAUGCCAUCAACGAGUACACCAAACGUAGCUUGACUGUUGGAGGGGACAAGCUUCCUGCACUAGCUGGCAUAGCAAGGAUUUACGGCGAACAGGGAAAGUUGGGAGUCUAUGUUGCCGGCCUCUGGGAGGACGAGUUCUUGAAGCAUCUCUUGUGGCAAGCUGACCGCACGACGGGGGCCCAGCACAAGAGAGCCCAGGCGUUUUGCGCACCAAGCUGGUCAUGGGCCAGCAUCGAUGGACCAAUCGAGAACCCGGCAAUCAAGCGAGCCUUUGCGGGGCUGCGAAUGCUUGAGGAUCUCGGCUCUGAGACGAGGCAUACAGGCGCCUUGACCGUGUUCACCGCCACAGUAGAGAGGGAUGAUGCCGAUGAGUAUGGCAUUGUCGAAAGUGGACAUCUGAAGGCUGCAGGCACGCUUCUGGAAGCAUGGUGUCUGAUGACUCGGCUUACACCCAAGACGGGGGAAAGAGUCAUCGGGAUACCGAGUGGUGUCUCCAUUGGUUCAUGUAUCUUGGACGUGGAAGUGGACGACUUGGCGAUCAAUGUCUGGAUGGCCCCAGUACUCCUUUGCGAAAAGCUUUUCGAGAACCGGAUCAAGCAGAGCGAGGUUCUUAUUCUCAAAGAUAUCACGGCGACUCAUCAGCAAGGGUUUACGGGCAAAGUAUUUGAGAGGAUCGGAAAGGGCAGGGUCCACUAUUAUGCAUUUCAAAACUCCGUGCGAGAGGACUAUACCAUUGUCUAA